CGAUAUGUAAUGUAUUGUUUGCAGAACACGCUUCAUACACUUUAUGAAAACUUCGACGAAAGACUGCUUGCGCAAAUUCUAAAGCUGUAUUUUCCUCACCCCAAGGGAACUUCCUAGCGUAUGUAGACGAACUCUUUCUUUUCGACGCGUGGGCCAACGAGUGCGGGAUGCGGUCAUUGCUGUUCUUGCAAUACGUUGCUUUGGUGCUGGUUUUCUGGACCAGCGAAAAUGCGAUUCCCACUGGAUGUCUGGCACUUCCGGUGAACAACCUUGGAGGGCUGGACCUGGGGGGAGCUGCGCCGGGGCUCAAUCCACGAUUGCGGCAAACACAGAUUGAACGGUGGUUGAACAUCGCCUUGAGGAGGAUAAAUAGGUUUCUCAGAAGAAUAGGCUUCCCACCUCUGGAAAUUCGGGACGGAAGUGCAGUAGCGAACUUGCGACUCAACUGGGGUCCAAACGGUUUUUACACCGUGCCGGAGUGACGUCCACUAGAGUGCUAUAGCGCGUAAUAAAUACGUGGCCCAAACGCUCA
Rhipicephalus sanguineus (brown dog tick) is the source of this 532-nucleotide messenger RNA. RefSeq lists its product as uncharacterized. The transcript is spliced from 3 exons. Bases 168 to 482 code for a protein of 104 amino acids. The record is from RefSeq and is a predicted model, not a curated record. Lineage: Eukaryota; Metazoa; Arthropoda; Arachnida; Ixodida; Ixodidae.